ACCCGUGCAGGAGGACUGUGCUGUUCACUCAAUGAUAUUUCCACAAGAGAGUGUACAGGCUUGGAUUGGAUGUGCUGAUUUCCUGCAAUACCAUAUAGAUUUAGUUUGGCGAAUUGUUUAAUAUCUUAAAAAGCACAGGAGCGUUUAACGGAGAUAGUAGAAGCUUAUAUACGGUGCUGGUAAUAAACGUUGUGUUCAGUUAAUUAACAAUUUUCAGUAGGUUGACUUUCUCCAAAUUAUAUUUUAAAAAUAUAUAUAAAUGGUAUGUUUUACAUUGUGUGCUUAAUUGCAACUUUGGAAGAAAUUAGUUUUAAUUCUAAUAAUAAUUUUGUAAAAAGCGAUUUAUUCCUUCGCUUAAAAGAAAGACCUGGCAGAAAAAGGUUUCAGUAUCUUUCGAUAUGUACAGCAAGCAUUUGAAAAUCGCGUUUCUAAAUUUUACAUUUUUGGUGCGUGUGCUAAUGGCUUAUGAAUGCACGCCAUGUGAGCUCCGGGCGUGUGUGAAGAGACCCUCUGGUACCUGCGAGGCUGACCGGACCCUAGCCCAAGACCCAUGUGGAUGCUGCGAUUACUGUACCCGGCUGGAGUGGGAGCCUUGCGGGGGGGAGAACUGGGAAGCAGGGUACUGUGGUUUGGGCUUGAGUUGCGCAACAGUGAAUGGGACAGGACUUGUGACGAUACCUGAUGUUGGAAUCUGUAAAUUUUUACCAAGCAAUCCGAAUGCAGGUGUAGAAGAUGAACACUGUCCUGAAAUGAGCGGCUGUAACAGAAAAGCAGGAUUGUGCUCUUGUGACACUCGACGCACCUGUAUUUAUGCAUUUAGCUAUACCAAUUUAGAAUCCUGCAUUAGAGCAACAGGAUCAGAAGACCAGCAUCAGGAAAAAGAUCCUGGAUUAAAGUACAAGUUCUCCCAUGCCUCUGGUUCUGCUGCCUGCAUUUUCUCUGGGUGUAACCUGACUGAUCGAGGUUGUGUGUGUGAAUCACAGAGCUGCCAUGACAACUUUUCCUACUUGAACAACAAUGAAUGUCAGAUGGCAAAAAACCAACUGAAGUGUGCUGGAGUGACUUGCCCAAAACAACCUAUUUUGGAUUGCCCCAAGGGUUCUGUGCUGAGCAAGACAUACACUCCACCAGCAGCCUGCUGCCCUUCAGAGCCGCCAUUCUGCACCUGCAACUUCCGUGUCUGUGAGGAAAGGGAGUGUUCCCGUGGAUACCAGCCGGUUCUCAUUGUGGAAGGAAAAGGAAUCCCCGGAGAGUGCUGUGAUGAGUAUGAGUGUCAAAGAGUUUCACCAAAGUGUGUGCACAACGAGAAGGAAUACGCGGAGGGGCAGGUAUAUCGGAUGGAUACCUGCUGGCUGUGCCAGUGUCGAGGGGGGAUAUCUUUCUGUUCCAAAGCUGAAUGUGCUGAGCUGGAAUGUGAGAGUUUCUACAUCCCUGAGGGAGAAUGCUGCCCAGUGUGUAAAGAUACAGAGUUGUUUUCUCUCGGGAGCAGUGGAGCUAGCUGCUGGGUAAACAGCAAACUGAGGCACCACGACGAGCAGUGGAAAGAGGACGACUGCACCUUCUGUCAGUGUGUUGAUGGGGAUCCUCACUGCACUGCCAUGGCCUGCAAACAGACCUGCCAAAACCCAGUCAAGAUACACGGAGAGUGCUGCCCGUUCUGUGAAGAGCCUACAUAUGAAACAGUUAGUCCAAUUAUCUGUCCAAAACUUGAGAACUGCACUCUUUCAGAGAAAGACUGUCCAUACGGAUUUAUGCAAGAUAAGAAUGGAUGCUUGCUAUGUAAAUGCUUAACAAAUGAAUCUUGUCCAACUCUGGACAUGUACUGCUCACUCCAGUGUCCCUUUGGCUACGAGAUGGAUGAUUAUGGCUGUCCUGUAUGUGAAUGCACUUCUCAGAUACCUAAAUGUCGUCCGAUGUCCUGCAGUAAGACCUGUGCAUAUGGAUAUGUGAGAAACAAACAUGGCUGUGAGAUGUGUCGCUGUGUGAAAUGCCCUCCUUUCACUUGUGAUAAGGAAUGCCGGGAGGGUUAUCAGCAGAAUAAGAAAGGGUGCUCCAUCUGUCUUUGCAAAGAGACCAAACAUGUUCCAAGCACUUCACUUCCUGCACCCAAAGCCGACUACUGUCUCACAGCUACUGGUGAUCAUUAUGAGGCGGGCGAGAGCUGGCAUGACGGCUGUCGGGAUUGUUACUGUCAGGCUGCCCGGGAGAUGUGUGUGUUGAUUACUUGCCCUGUUCCAAGUUGUUUAUAUCCUGUGGUCCAGAUGGGCCAGUGCUGCCCGAGCUGCGAAGAUGAAUCUGGCAGUGGACAGCAGCCUGAUGCAGUUGAUCUGGCUGUGUGCUUAGCCCCAGGAGGAGAAUUCUAUGUGGAAGGAGAGACUUGGCAACUUGAUGAGUGCACCCACUGUACCUGCAGGAAGGGCCGUGUUCUGUGUGACACAGAGGUCUGCCCUCCCGUUCUCUGCCAAACGCCUGUCAAAAACAUGAAUACAUGCUGCAACACUUGCCCAGAUGACCAUCUUAAACCACUUUUACCUGUAAACAGCAGUCAGCCUGAGGACUGUAUAUCCAGCGAAGGAGAGAUUGUUUUGGCUGGAGAAUCUUGGAAAGCUAAUCCCUGCACAAGCUGCACAUGCAAUAAUGGAACCAUCCAGUGCUUCUCCCAAAGCUGCCCUCCUGCGUUUUGCAGAGUUCCUGUCUUGCGGAAAGGGCAGUGUUGUCCAUAUUGUUUAGAUGGCGUAACGGUGCGGUCAUCUCUUGCUCCCUCUGUGAAAACCUAUCCAGAGGACAGUGAACAAUGGUUGUCCACACCUGGAGUGCCACAUGUUAGUUCAAUUACAGAAGGAAAAAUCCAAAAUGAAGAUUACCCAAGCCAGACGGAGGUUGCAUUGAUAUACCAAUCUGCAGCCUGGAUUCUAGCCGGUAUAUUGCUGACUACUGUCAUAUUCCUCAUAGCUGCUCUUUUAAUAAACAAGAAGAAGAAAUGGGUACAAAUGCCCUGCUACAGUGCACCCAAAAAGACCGUAAUUUUGAAAAAACAUGUGAACAAAAACUCUGUUGUUUAUAUGGAGCCUUCAAAGGAGAAUACAUUUCGAAAUGUCAAGAAUGAAUGCAGAGUAAAUGUAACCACAGAAGCAGGUUCAAUCAGCAAUGAAAGACACAGUGAUCAAGCUGAAAACCAGAAGCAGCAGCCAAGCUGGCUGCUGGGAUAGAAACACACACUGGGGCCCGGGAUGUGCGUUUCAUUUUACAGCCCAUUAAACGGAUAUUGCAAUGCAAAACGAUUUGCAAUUUUAUCUUGUGCUCUUCUAUAUUUAAAUUUACUAAAGCUUUAAAUAACCCAAACUAAGGCAAACCUUGUAUGCAACAGUAUGAAUUGAAAAUGUGAUAUUCAUCAACCAUUCCCACACAGCCAAAUCCAGUAUACAGUUGGCACUCACAUAUCCAACCCUAUAACAUUUUGACUUCAGUGAUGGUUAAAAGAGUGUGACUCAUAACUGAUUAUUUCAUUUUGGCCCAUUCCAGCUCUUGUCUGUUUAAGGAACACAAAAAAGAUAUGUCAAAAAUUCAUAGCUGAAAAGACUGUUUGUAAAAUAAUUAGGCUUUAAUUUAAAUGUACUGUAUUUGGUACUGUAGUUGGUUUUGUUGGUACAGUACUAGAUUUUCAACACAAGUAUUUUUAUUCGACAUGAUUCUGAAAAUAUCACUUGCCAAAACAGACGACACAUGGACAUACUUUUAAAUCCGGUUUGUAUUGUGAGUUAGUAAACGACCGUUAACCACCCAACAGCAAAAUGAAAUCAAAAUCUUACCCAUGCACGGAACUGCGUAAAGCAUAAAAGGCAAUGCAAUUUAGCAAAAGUUUAAAAAAAAAAAAAAACAGGUUUCCAGAAUUAAGAGUAUCCAAAGUCAGUAUUCAAAAGUGACUUGAUAAGACUUGAUAAUAGUGCUUGAUAAGGCCCUAAUGUUAUAGUUCAACAGAAAAUGCACAAAAGCAACGAAAGUUUACCGAUUUUAAAAAAUAAAUUUAAAAAAAUGCAUCACAGUAUCAAACUGCUUAAUGAUUAACUGUCUUGCAUUACAAUAGCUGGUCUCGUUCGCUUUAUUUUUGCUGCAUUUUCAUCAGGUUAAACUGGAGGAAGCUCUGUGUAACUGCACAAUAAAGACUGAUUUGCAUAUGCGAGGAAAAAAUGCAGACUGUGACGAAUAGUUAAAUAAAUAGUAACACUGAAGAGAUGGCCUUUGUAUCAGAAAACCAGUGACUGGCGAGUCGGAAUCGUGUUACAGAUAAGUGCAUUAAUUAGUUUUUUUUUUAUAUAUAAAUGGGAAUUGAUUUGUUUCUUAAUACAAGGACAGUAAAACACGACUGACAUGUAUGAGUGUCGUAUAUCAGAGUGCUAACUUUAUAAUAGUACAAUGCUUCCAAAAAUAAACAUACGCCAUUGUUUGCAAUGCUUAUCAUUGAAUUAGAGUUUAUUUUAGUAUUUCCAAAUUCAGCACUAUUGGAUGUUUAAUAGUUAUGAAUGCUAAAGUAUUACUUAUCUUUUUCUCAUGUGUCAUGCAUUCACUCUAACCAUAUUUGGAGCAUUUAAACAUUAUAGCUACUGCAAUGAGUUUUGAACACUUUCAAGAGCAUUCAACUACCGAAUCUAAAUAACUUACCAGCAGAAUACAGCAGACCGUGUAUAUGCUUGUCUCCUUACUAAUGUGUUUAGAAAGAUCGCAAAAGAGAAGCACAUUUUAUUUAACAAAUUCUGCAUUACCAGGUCACUAAUUUUGUAUGAAGUAAACUACAAAAAAACAAAAACAAACACACUUAAUAGCGUUACAGUUCUAAAAAUAUACUUUAUCAGGUUAAAUUGUAUGUACAUUAAUUCUACUGGUAUAGGCUGGGAGUUGGGUAGCUUUGAUUACACCCCAUGUGUAUUGCAACAACUGUGGAAUUUUGGCACAGUAGUUCUAUAGAGGGUUGAGUCUCUCAAUCAAUCACAGGGCUCUCUCUUCAUGUCGCUAUCUGACUGGCACAUCAAAAAAUAAAUGAGGCAUUGUAAACAGUGGUAUUAAUGGAGGGUCCUUAUGCAGGAAAAUAUAGGACUUUCACUAUUUACUAUCAACAUGGCCUAAUUAGUCAACCAAAUGAGUGAAUUAUGAAAUGUAUGUAUUUAAAAAAAAAAUGUUUUUCAAAAGGGUCAUCAGUAUAACAAAAAAGAUUAGAAAUGGCUGUUUUUAAGCACUUUUUAAAGUCUAGAUCGCUUAUACUUUUAGGGCAUGUUAGGCAAGUAACUUGUAGACACACCAGCACAUGAUCCCUAUUCUUAAAAGCCUAACACUAACAGGUUGAUUUCUUCUGUGGAUACAGGUUCUGUAAAUCAGACACACCGCUGAUUUUAAAAAUGAGAAUUGUAUAUUUUUGUGGUUCAUUGCAACAAGCUGCUUCUACCAGAUGCAUGUUUCACAAAACUGUUACAUCAUUUAAAUGAUUUGUUUGUUAAAAAAAAAGUAAAUAAAUAAAUAAUAAUAUAUAAAAAUAUAGCAGUACAAAGCAAUGCCGAGUUUCUUAAAUUAUAAGGAGAACUGUGAAAGAUGGGUGCCAUAUUAUUGACAGCUGGAGCAAAGGUGCAGUAUUUACAUAUUUGGUUUUAUAUAAAAGCACUACUGUUCUGAUUAUCCUGUUUUACUACAUGUAAAAUGCAUUACAAAAUUAUUGCAGAUUGUAAAGUUCAAACAAACUAAUUAUUUAUUAUUAUUAUUAUUAUUUGGUUUACAUAUAAAGAAAUUUUUAUUUUAUCUUUUUUGGACAGUGUGCUUGUAUACUAAUAACGUAGCCUUAACUUGAUGUGAUAAUGAUAUUUAAGCAUAUUACUAAUCUUAACUUUUUUAAAUGUUUUCUAAGGCAUGGGGGAAAGCUACAUGUUAAAUGCUUUUGCAAAUGCUUGUAACUCCUAAGUGUAAAAAUAAGCAGAUCAAAGUAGAUGAAAGAAAGAGUUCCCUAUUUAUUUUUUCACAUAACUUUAUUUAUUAUUACUAGAACUAGUUUUAAAAAGCUAAUUCGAGUGCUCAGCAGGUAAUGAGCGUAAAGCUCGAGGGAGCCAAACCUGCUGUACAUGUGUUAGCUGUGUUAACCUUUUUUUUUUUCUUUGCAUACUUUACUGUUCAGAAUACGUAAAGUUGCUUAUUUAUUUUCCCAACAGCAAAUGCUUGAUUGUAAAACAUUUUUCCUUGAAAAAUAAAUACAUUUGUGAUCGGAAUUGUUGUUGCCUUGAAGAAUGUGUAUAUUCUGUGAAUUGUUUCAUUCUCAAAUGUGUACAGUAAUAAAGCAAAUACAUUUAGCAAAGUUUACUGUACUGCCUGUAUUACUGAGCUCUUUCAGGUCCCACCUUGUCUUGGUGCUGUAUGUUAACAUAUGCUGUAGGAAAUCCUGAUGGAACCUCUCAGAAAUCCUAGGUUCCAGCCUGAGGUGGUGUAUAAAUAUGUAAAAAUAAUCAAGGAGUGAAAGGGUUAAAUAAUCCUAGUUUGAAAACUGAUUGGGCUCUUAUUUGAGUCUUGUUUUGAUCUUGUUCCGGUGCAUGGGGAGCAAUUAGAUAUAAUUCAAUGAUAAACUCUUUCACAAGCCCCACACUGCACAUAUUUUGGAUGAAAAACUAACAUGUCUCAGCAUCUGAUCAGGGGUCUGAUUGAAAAAUGAAGGACACUGUUGGAACAGUCUUGGACUGCAGGUACAGACAUUGCCUACCUGCACUAGAAAACCAGCAGAAUCUGUGCUGUUUCUGAGAUGUACUGCUAGAUUUCCUGCGGAUGGGCAAGCACAAAAGGUUUUUUUAACAAUGUCCUUGAUGCCCUCUAAUAUGCCAGUACCAAAAUAAAGGUCUCUCUCCAGUCUUAUCAUCCAGGAAACAAGAAGUAACUUGCCUGCAAUACACCAGCCUUUAUCAGGGAGCAAAAGUCAAGUACAGGUUACAGCUAACAAAAUCAUUUCAGAAAUCUUACAUUUAUGUUUAUUCACUACAUAGGUUUCAAAUGUGCAGUUUUGAAUAAACACAUGUUUUAGAAAAACCUCUCCAUUAUAAAUCAGGACAUCUGGUACAAGUUAAAGAAAGGGUGCCUGCCUUGCCUUCCAGGAAGUCUGUUACUGCUUUACUUCCCAGGUCAAUUCCCCCUUGCAGUGCUUCGAGGUCAAAACCUGACAGACAGGUCAUUGGGGGAAGUAGCUGGUUGGUUACGAACAGGAAAAAAGGGUGCUCAAGAGGUGCGGACAGUUUCACUUCCACCCAGUGCAGGGCCAGGUAUCAUGUUUUUGUUAGCUACAAUGACUUUACUUCAGCCUACAAACUGUAAAGAAUUCAAAUCUAAAAGCUUGCUGUAGCCUAUGGACAUCCACAAACACCAGAGACAUUACCAUGUAGUGCUGUUGGGCCAACAACCUAAAAAAAUAAAAUCAUACUAAGAAUACAGACCACAUUU
This is a messenger RNA of Polyodon spathula (Mississippi paddlefish), 7458 nucleotides long. RefSeq names its product cysteine-rich motor neuron 1 protein-like. The transcript is spliced from 15 exons. Gene Ontology annotation, cellular component: extracellular region. NCBI's taxonomy places the organism in Eukaryota, Metazoa, Chordata, Actinopteri, Acipenseriformes, Polyodontidae. The record is from RefSeq and is a predicted model, not a curated record. The coding region runs from base 399 to 3209 and encodes 936 amino acids. Gene Ontology annotation, molecular function: protein binding; serine-type endopeptidase inhibitor activity.